Messenger RNA from Balaenoptera acutorostrata (minke whale), 605 nucleotides. RefSeq names its product LBH domain containing 2 (gene LBHD2). The record is from RefSeq and is a predicted model, not a curated record. Lineage: Eukaryota; Metazoa; Chordata; Mammalia; Artiodactyla; Balaenopteridae. The coding region runs from base 282 to 605 and encodes 107 amino acids. The transcript is spliced from 6 exons.
GUCCGCGUUUCAGGCUCAGCGCAGCGGCAGUGCAGCCCACCAAAGGCAGAGGGACUCCGUUCUGGACCUGCCUCUCACAGAGGAUCAGCACGCGAGGACAAAGUAUAGGACCAAGGUCUCCCACGCUGCAGCCACCUUGCCCAGAUCAGGCCUCUGCUGAUCCUGAUGUGACGCCGCCUCCCUGGUCCUCCUCCUUGGAAACUUGUGCAAAGAGCUCCGGCCAUUCCACGGCCAGAAGAUGGAGACACCAAGAUUUGGACGCACCCAACAGUGGCAGCAGCAUGAGUGCCCCCCAGCCCGCCGUGCCAGAGCUGAGCCCAGCUGAGGAGGCUGGAGGCCUGGCAGGAAAGGCCAUGGUGGGUGCCCGGGCGAAGGGCCCUCGGAUGGGCCAGCGGCUGCCCUCAAUCGUGGUGGAGCCCAGCGAGGCAGGUGCCGUGGAGAGUGGGGAGCUGCGUUGGCCUCCGGAGGGCGCCCAGAGGGGGUCCGCCCAGAGCCAGGCUGCUGCCGCCUCCUCACCGCGUCUGCCGGGAGCACCAGGGAACGUCCCAGACGACACUGGCAACAAGUGGGCCAGCUCUGAGGACCAGUGCCCCUGCACCCAGUGA